This is a messenger RNA of Toxotes jaculatrix (banded archerfish), 1598 nucleotides long. It is a transcript of the gene aarsd1, whose product is annotated as alanyl-tRNA synthetase domain containing 1. Gene Ontology annotation, molecular function: Ser-tRNA(Ala) deacylase activity; nucleic acid binding; alanine-tRNA ligase activity. The coding region runs from base 94 to 1332 and encodes 412 amino acids. The record is from RefSeq and is a predicted model, not a curated record. The transcript is spliced from 12 exons. NCBI's taxonomy places the organism in Eukaryota, Metazoa, Chordata, Actinopteri, Toxotidae. Gene Ontology annotation, biological process: regulation of translational fidelity; alanyl-tRNA aminoacylation.
GGUACCCGUACUUAGCUGUCAGCUGGAUCCGAGUGAGUUAUAUUUAUAUCAACUCGUGUUGCAGGCAGAGUUUUCCCUUUAAAACACUCCAUAAUGGCUUUUCAGUGUCAACGGGACUGUUAUAUGAAAGAGUUUCUUACCUCUGUAGAAUCCUGCUGCGCAGCUGAGUUAAAGCAAGAAGUCAAUGGAAAGAAAGAAACUCUCAAGGGGUUUAAUGUCAAGCUCCAAGACACCAUCUUGUUUCCUGAGGGAGGUGGACAACCAGAUGACCACGGGCUGAUCGGAGAUGUCCCGGUUUUGAGGGUGACCAGACAGGGACCAGAAGCUGUACACUUUGUGACUUCACCUCUGGAGGUGGGUCAGGAGGUGCAAGUGAAGGUGGACUGGGAGAGGAGGUUUGACCACAUGCAGCAACACUCAGGUCAACAUUUGAUCACAGCAUUGGCAGAUACAAUGUUUGGAUACAAGACCACAUCCUGGGAACUGGGGCGUCAGAGAAGUACCAUUGAGCUGGACACUCCCUGUGUGAAGCCUGCUCAGCUCCAGGACCUGGAGGAAGCCAUUAAUGAAAAGAUCAGAGCUCAUGUUCCUGUCACUGUUCAGCUUCUCUCUAUAGAUGACCCUGCUGUGGAAAAGGUGAGGAGUCGAGGAUUGCCAGAGGACCACGCAGGGCCGAUUCGGAUCAUUGAUAUCGAGGGUAUCGAUGCCAACAUGUGCUGUGGGACCCAUGUGUCCAACCUCAGUCACCUACAGGUAAUAAAGCUACUGGGAACUGAGAAAGGAAAGAAAAACAAAACCAACCUGAUCUUCCUAGCAGGAAACAGGGUACUGAAGUAUGCAGAGAAAAGCUACAGCACAGAGCGCUCACUGGUGUCUCUGCUGAAAACUGGACCUGAUGAGCAUGUAGAAGCAGUUGACAAGUUGCAGAAGUCUGUUAAGCUACUACAGAAAACUAACCUGAGCCUGCUACGCGACAUGGCUGUCCUCAUCGCACAGAACUGUAAGAAUAACCCCCAGGGAGGCAACUUCUUCAGCUUGCACAAGAAAGAGGGAGACAAUGAGUUCAUGAAUAUCGUUGCCAAUGAAAUAAACACUCAGGAAACUCUGGUUUUUCUCACUGUUGGAGAAGAAAAGGGACCUGGUUUGUUUCUGCUGGCUGGACCCAGCAGACCAGUGGCUGAGAUGGGACCACGGGUGCUAGAGAUGCUCCAAGGGAAGGGGGCAGGGAAGAACGGACGUUUCCAAGGCAAAGCCAACAGUCUGGCACGGAGAGCAGAGGUGGAGGCUUUGCUGCAGCAGUACUGCAACCAUCUGACCUCAGAGGAAGAGUAAACCCAGCAACAGCUCAGUACAAAUAAACAUUUUAUAUUUACUAGCCAGUAAGGAUAGUUUAACUUGACUGUCUUAAAUAAGAUAUAUUUUGAUCUUUCAUGUGAAAAUGUAUGUAACUGGGACAUCGGUACAAAAUAUGCUGUACAUACCUGAAUGUUGAAAGUCAUUUACAUUCUGUUAUACAUUUACAUGUGGGAGCUGAAUUACCUUAAGUUCCUUGCUCAAGGACGCAUCAAUCUGCAACUGACACACAGAUCAUGAAAAAU